Dreissena polymorpha is the source of this 18238-nucleotide messenger RNA. RefSeq lists its product as uncharacterized. Bases 266 to 5953 code for a protein of 1895 amino acids. The transcript is spliced from 6 exons. Lineage: Eukaryota; Metazoa; Mollusca; Bivalvia; Myida; Dreissenidae. The record is from RefSeq and is a predicted model, not a curated record.
CACCGGUUGACCUUGAAAAUGACAUGGGACGAUGAUGGGUAAAAAACAAUCUCGUCGAAUAACAUUUCUCAAUUAUAAACGACGUUGACACUGCAUUGCAUGGGAAGAAAAUGUGAUAUUAGAUGACGAAUGAAAACCACUGAAACGAGCAAAUCAUUGGACUCAAUUGUGAACACUGGAAGCUUACUUAUAAGGGAAAUUACGUCGUGUUUAUACAUGUCCAUCAACGAACGCACAACUGAACGGUGCAUGCUAUUAUACCAGGAUGGCCGCCAACACCAACUUGUUCACUGACAAGGAGACCACUAAUUGGUUCAAGGCAUCCAUAGCACUCAAUGUGGCAAAGCAAGGACUUACUAACUUUCUUGACACACAAUUACAGAAUGUACACGCCGUUGUUGGUAAAAGUUGUGGAAACUGUCCGAUUGAAAAACUCAUACCAUGUCCCACAAAGCCAUAUUGCAACAAGAAUAAACGGAAUUAUUGUUCUUUUCACAAAUCACAGAAACCACAGCCGUGCCCAAAAUGUGAUCACGUAAAACAGAAUAUCAUAUUACAGCACAGAUACAAUGGGCCGUCCUGGAGAAACACUCGUGCGGAAAAGUGGGUACAAGACUAUUGGGAAAUAGGAAAAUGCUUCCUCCCUCCAGACGGAUAUACCAGCGUUUGCUCGGUCCAGGAAUCAGACUUCAAUGGUGUGAUAAGCAUCCUGUUGAAUUGCCUACAUUUCCAGACAUGUCUCUCCUCCUCUUGCCUGUCACCUCCACCGCCUGAUAAGCUAUGUCCACUAGAAAAGGUCCGUCAGAUCGGCCGAGAUGUGCGUCACACAUCCGACUGCAAGGUCACAGAUGCUGACCUCCAGGACUAUUUCCAGACCCUAUCUACGCUACUGACUGAUCCAAACUGCCUACAACAUGAUCCCACAGCAAUUCGUGCAUGCACGAGACUAAAUGAUUUGCAGAAUGACCACAUGUCCAUCAACGAAUUGGGAGAGCUGUUAAAAGAGGCCUAUCGAACGCUCAAACAUGCGAAAGAGGCGGGUGAAAGUUUUUCCGAUGAGGCAAAAAGGACCUUUGCGAAGGCUAAUGCUUAUUUAAUGUGCGUGGAGCAACGCCUAAAUAAGAAGACUCAGGUUGGAGAACAACGCCUUACAAACCAGACACAUGCUGGACAACGACGCCUUAAAAGCAAGACAAAAGCUGGGCUAGAACACAUUGAGCGCAAGAGAAACGAUGCGGAACAAUGCCUUGAAAGCAAGAUUAAGGAGAUCUUGAUCAAGAUUACUCGCAUGCAAGAGACAGCGAACAAAACUACACAAGUAGAAUACGAACGAGGCAAAGCAGAUUUUCGCAGCAACUUGAUACAGUUCUAUACGACGAAGAUGCAUACUGUAUCUGUUUCUCCACUAUGGGAGGGUUGUGACAAACCCGUCUGGGAUAUCUUUGUGAAACCAAAAUUGAUUCCUAUAAUUAUCGAAAAAGAUGGUUCUCGAACGAAAACAAACCAUACGAUUGAACAAUACAAGGACAUCUUUUACCAUGAUAAAAAACUCAAUCGUGUGUUUAUUCAAGGAGACCCCGGCGCGGGAAAAUCUACAUUCCUUAUGAAACUUGCGCUCGACUGGUGCGAGGCAAUAUCAUUGCAUAACCCAUCUCACAUGUCUACAUUUACCGAUGUUGAUACGUUGAGGGACUUCCAGUUUCUGUUUCACAUUUCACUUAGAGAUGCCAUCGGUCAGCGUGAGGUGAUAGAGAUGAUUAAAACACAAAUAAUCGACAUAAUUUACGCGUGUGAUGAACGCCAAAAUGCAUUUAAGCUUUUACAACAAAUCAUGAAACAAGAAACUUGCAUUUUAACUAUGGAUGGACUGAAUGAAUGGGCGGAUCAUUUAAACAAAUACGUUGUACCUUUAAUUGUAAACUGUCAUACAACGGUAGUAACAACACGACCAUGGAAAAUGAUUGAUGAGCGAAUCAAGGAUUCUGAAAUUAACAGACUAAAAGAUAUUGAAGGGAUAACUGAUACAGAAGAGCUCACAAAGCGCAUAAUACUCAGUCUUCAGACGGGUACUGAUAGGACACAUACUGAAUUCAUGGCGCACGUUAAUGAACAUAAAUUAAUGCGUUUUCUUACGUCGCCCUGGCUGCAGGUGUUAAUAGUUAAUUUGUGGAUAAACAAUAACGAGUUUAAAAGUUCUCUGUGCGAAAUUAACUGUAUUCUACUUGACCUUCUUUUUAAGAAGGCAAAUGCGAAAAAGGGUUACUUUAAAAUUGGACAUUCGAUACAGUGUUUAUCAAAUACGAGAUUCAUUAAGGAAAAAGUUGAAAUAUUUGACGCGCUUGCGAAUGCUGCGUUUCAGUUUACGUUUUCAUCAAAAAAAUCUUUAGCGUUCAGCGAACGGGAAUUAAUGAAUUAUUUAACUGUAGAACAGUUGUCAUUUUGCCUCCAUGCUGGUGUUUUAACACAAAGACGCAGUCUCGGUAUAGCAGCUGAGGAAUCACAGUUUUCAUUUAUACACGAGACUGUCCAGGAAUUCCUGGCUGCAUAUCAUAUCGCAAAUUCAAAGCAAGAACUCUCAGAGUUUUUCCCAACCGAAACGAAAUACAAUGUUUUAGAAAUGUGUCAGACAGUUAUUUAUCUGUGUGGGCUAGAUUGUAAGAAAGCUAAUGAACUGUUAAACCGUCUGACGGACGUCGAGUUCCUUGUUAACAUAAACCAAGGACUGAGCAAGUACGUACAGGGAUACGAUGACAUGGAACACCUAAUGGCAUUUCAGACUGACGAUUAUAUAAAGAUAAAGAAUGUUAAAUCAAAACACGCUCAGAUGACUAAAGGUGCACAUUUUCUUUUUGCACUUUCAGUCUUGUUUCAGCGCAUGAUUAUUUCAUGCUGCACUGAGGCCAAAGCCAGCGGUCAGAAGGAAAUUUGCCUGAAUUAUAGGGACUUUACAUUUAGUAAAUAUUUGAGUACUGCCGAUUCAAAAGCAUUAACAGAACUGUUAAUAUUCAACAAGUCAAAUGUGCGGUCACUUAUUUUAGAAACUAAUGUUCUACAAACAGGCGAAAUACUGACAGUCCUUCAACAUUCAAAGCGUAGUCUUGAACGCGUUACGACGAAAAUGACUCCAGAAAUCAAUAAAGAAUUACAGCAGAUGAUCAUACAGGAGCUGCACUGUUCUGGGAUAAUUGACGUAUCAUCAUUUUCUUGCGUACUUCCGUCCCUGUCUCAAUUAACGUAUUUGAAAAUUGAGGACUCACGAUUUUCGGAACACAUCGUUCUUCCUGACACAAUACAACACAUCAAUUUGUUAAAAUGUACAUGCACUAACGAGUUUCUGCGACGUUUACUAGUGCACUUAGCGUCAUUAAAACACGUUACUUGUGAUUUAUCUGAGAUUGAUACUGAUUGCAAUACAGACUUGUUUCAGUCAGAUUUAUUGUUAAGUGACAUGACAAAUAUUUGCCUAAAUGUGAAACUGGGAAAUACUGACUUAUAUGGAUUACUGUAUGGUUCAUCUAUCGGGAAACUGGGUCUGAAUACCGCUGAUGACCUCUCAUUAGCUUCAGAGUUUCUUCACACGCUCAACAAGCUCACAAAUCUAUAUUUGUUCGGGACUUAUACGGGUCGAUGUGAUCUCAGGCUGCCUGCGUCACUGCAAUGUUUUAGUCUGCAGAAAGUCGAAUGUUCAUCUGAGUGGCUGUGCAGCUUGUUGAUCACGCUAGCAACAUUAGAUCAUCCUGUCGAGUGUGAGCUGUGGGAUGUUGUAUUGCAGCCAUGUGAACAAGCAAGUGGAGAGGAGUCUCAUAAACAUGCAUCAGACUUGCGCUCUGAAAUAUUGUCACGUGACCUGUCUAAUAUCGAGAUAUAUGUGGAAAAUUGCAGUAUGGCACUGUUUGAAAUAUUACGUGAUUCAAGUAUAGGGAUCCUAGAUCUGACAACGACUGAUUGUGUCUUAUUAGCGUCAGAGAUACUUCACACGCUCAACAAGCUCACAAAGCUCUAUUUGUGGGGGACCUAUACGGGUCGAUGUGAUUUCAGUCUGCCUGCUUCACUGCAAUGUAUCAGUCUGCAGAAAGUCGAAUGUUCAUCUGAGUGGCUGUGCAGCUUGUUGAUCACGCUUUCUUCAUUAGAUCAUCAUGUAGAGUGUGAGCUGUGUGAUGUUGUACUGCAGCCAUGUGAAGAAGCUCAUGAAGAUGAGUCUCAUGUACAUGUAUCAGACUUGCGCUCUGAAAUAUUGUCACGUGACCUUUCUAAUAUUGAAAUAUUAGUGACAACAUGCAGUAUGGAACUGUUUGAAAUAUUACGUGAUUCAAGUAUAGGGAUCCUAACUCUGAGAACGACUGAUUGUGUCUCAUUUGCGUCAGAGAUACUUCACACGCUCAACAAGCUCGCAAACCUAAAUUUGUGGGGGACCUUUACGGGUCGAUGUGAUCUCAGGCUGCCUGCUUCACUGCAAUGUAUUACUCUAGCGGAAGUCGAAUGUUCAUCUGAGUGGCUGUGCAGCUUGUUGAUCACGCUUUCUUCAUUAGAUCAUCCUGUAAAGUGUGUGCUGUGGGAUGUUGUAUUGCAGUCAAGUGAAGAAGCUCAUGGAGAUGAGUCUCAUGUACAUGUAUCAGACUUGCGCUCUGAAAUAUUGUCACGUGACCUUUCUAAUAUUGAGAUAGUAGUGAAAACAUGCAGUAUGAAACUGUUUGAAAUAUUACGUGAUUCAAGUAUAGGGAUCCUAGAUCUGAGAACGGCUGAUUGUGUGUUAUUAGCGUCAGAGAUACUUCACACGCUCAACAAGCUCACACAGCUCUAUUUGUGGGGGACCUUUACGAGUCGAUGUGAUCUCAGGCUGCCUGCUUCACUGCAAUGUAUUACUCUAGCGGAAGUCGAAUGUUCAUCUGAGUGGCUGUGCAGCUUGUUGAUCACGCUUUCUUCAUUAGAUCAUCCUGUCGAGUUGCAGCUGCGGGAUGUUGUACUGCAGUCAAGUGAAGAAGCUCAUAGAGAUGAGUCUCAUGUACAUGUAUCAGACUUGCGCUCUGAAAUAUUGUCACGUGACCUUUCUAAUAUUGAGAUAUUAGUGAAAACAUGCAGUAUGAAACUGUUUGAAAUAUUACGUGAUUCAAGUAUAGGGAUCCUAGAUCUGAGAACGGCUGAUUGUGUGUUAUUAGCGUCAGAGAUACUUCACACGCUCAACAAGCUCACAAAGCUAUAUUUGUGGGGGACCUUUACGAGUCGAUGUGAUCUCAGGCUGCCUGCGUCACUGCAAUGUAUCAGUCUGCAGAAAGUCGAAUGUUCAUCUGAGUGGCUCUGCAGCUUGUUGAUCACGCUUUCUUCAUUAGAUCAUCCUGUAGAGUGUGAGCUGUGUGAUGUUGUACUGCAGCCAUGUGAAGAAGCUCAUGGAGAUGAGUCUCAUGCAUCAGACUUGCGCUCUGAAAUAUUGCCACGUGACCUUUCUAAUAUUGAGAUAUUAGUGAAAACAUGCAGUAUGAAACUGUUUGAAAUAUUACGUGAUUCAAGUAUAGGGAUCCUAGAUCUGGAAACGGCUGAUUGUGUGUUAUUAGCGUCAGAGAUACUUCACACGCUCAACAAGCUCACAAAGCUCUAUUUGUGGGGGACCUAUACGGGUCGAUGUGAUUUCAGUCUGCCUGCUUCACUGCAAUGUAUUACUCUAGCGGAAGUCGAAUGUUCAUCUGAGUGGCUGUGCAGCUUGUUGAUCACGCUGUCUUUAUUAGAUCAUCCUGUCGAGUUGCAGCUGUGUGAUGUUGUAUUGCAGCCAUGUGAAGAAGCUCGUGGAGAUGAGUCUCAUAAACAUGUAUCAGACUUGCGUUCUGAAAUAUUGUCACGUGACCUUUCCAAUAUUAAGUUAUCAGUGAAAACAUGCAGUAUGAAACUGUUUGAAAUAUUACGUGAUUCAAGUAUACGGAUCCUAUAUCUGAGAACGGCUGAUUGUGUGUUAUUAGCGUGAGAGAUACUUCACACGCUCAACAAGCUCACAAAGCUAUAUUUGUGGGGGACCUUUACGAGUCGAUGUGAUCUCAGGCUGCCUGCUUCACUGCAAUGUAUUACUCUAGCGGAAGUCGAAUGUUCAUCUGAGUGGCUGUGCAGCUUGUUGAUUACGCUUUCUUCAUUAGAUCAUCCUGUCGAGUUGCAGCUGUGGGAUGUUGUACUGCAGUCAAGUGAAGAAGCUCAUAGAGAUGAGUCUCAUGUACAUGCAUCAGACUUGCGCUCUGAAAUAUUGUUAUGUGACCUGUCCAAUAUCAAGAUAUCUGUGAAAAAAUGCAGUAUGGAACUGUUUGAAAUAUUACGUGAUUCAAGUAUAGGGAUCCUUAAUCUGGGAACGGCUGAUUGUGUGUUAUUAGCGUCAGAGAUACUUCACACGCUCAACAAGCUCACACAGCUCUAUUUGUGGGGGGCCUUUACGAGUCGAUGUGAUCUCAGGCUGCCUGCUUCACUGCAAUGUAUUACUCUAGCGGAAGUCGAAUGUUCAUCUGAGUGGCUGUGCAGCUUGUUGAUCACGCUUUCUUCAUUAGAUCAUCAUGUAGAGUGUGAGCUGUGUGAUGUUGUACUGCAGCCAUGUGAAGAAGCUCAUGAAGAUGAGUCUCAUGUACAUGUAUCAGACCUGCGCUCUGAAAUAUUGUCACGUGACCUUUCUAAUAUUGAAAUAUUAGUGACAACAUGCAGUAUGGAACUGUUUGAAAUAUUACGUGAUUCAAGUAUAGGGAUCCUAACUCUGAGAACGACUGAUUGUGUCUCAUUUGCGUCAGAGAUACUUCACACGCUCAACAAGCUCGCAAACCUAAAUUUGUGGGGGACCUUUACGGGUCGAUGUGAUCUCAGGCUGCCUGCUUCACUGCAAUGUAUUACUCUAGCGGAAGUCGAAUGUUCAUCUGAGUGGCUGUGCAGCUUGUUGAUCACGCUUUCUUCAUUAGAUCAUCCUGUAAAGUGUGUGCUGUGGGAUGUUGUAUUGCAGUCAAGUGAAGAAGCUCAUGGAGAUGAGUCUCAUGUACAUGUAUCAGACUUGCGCUCUGAAAUAUUGUCACGUGACCUUUCUAAUAUUGAUAUAGUAGUGAAAACAUGCAGUAUGAAACUGUUUGAAAUAUUACGUGAUUCAAGUAUAGGGAUCCUAGAUCUGAGAACGGCUGAUUGUGUGUUAUUAGCGUCAGAGAUACUGUGAAACCAUUUAUUUUCGUCGGCACAAAAUUUCGCCCUUUUCAUAAAAAUGACUAUUUCGUCCGCUCUUAAAUUCGCUCAAGCUCACAAAGCUCUAUUUUUUGGGACCUAUACGAGUCGAUGUGAUCUCAGGCUGCCUGCUUCCCUGCAGUGUAUAGGUCUGCAGAAAGUCGAAUGUUCAUCUGAGUGGCUGUGCAGCUUGUUGAUCACGCUAGCAACAUUAGAUCAUCCUGUCGAGUGUGAGCUGUGGGAUGUUGUAUUGCAGCCAUGUGAAGAAGCUCGUGGAGAUGAGUCUCAUAAACAUGUAUCAGACUUGCGCUCUGAAAUAUUGUCACGUGACCUGUCCAAUAUCAAGAUAUUAGUGAAUAAUGAUAGCAUGGCACUGUUUGAAAUAUUACGUGAUUCAAGUAUAGUGUGAGUUUUGAAUGUUGUAUUGCAGCCAUGUGAAGAAGCUCGUGCAACAAUCUUGCGCUAUGAGAUAUUGUCACGUGACUUGUCCAAUAUCAUGAUAGUUGUGCAAAAAUGCAGUAUGGGACUGUUGAAAAUUUUUCGUGAUUCAAGUAAAGGGAUCCUAAAUCUAAGAACGGAUGAUUGUGUAUAAUUAGCGUCAGAGAUACUUCACACGCUCAACAAGCUCACAAAGCUCUAUUUGUGGGGGACCUUUACGAGUCGAUUUGAUCUCAGGUUGCCUGCUUCACUGCAGUGUAUUAGUCUGCAAAAAGUCAAAUGUUCAUCUGAGUGGCUGUGAAGCUUGUUGAUUACGCUCUCUUCAUUAAAUCAUCCUGUAAAGUGUGAGUUGUGGGUUGUUGUAUUGCCGCCAUGUGACCAAGUUCGUGGAGAUGAUUCUUAUACACAUGUAUCAGAUUUGUGAUCAGAAAUAUUGUCACGUGACGUGUCCAAUAUCAAUUUAUUAGUGACAACUUGCAGUAUGAAACAGUUUAAAAAAUUGAGUGUUGGAAGUUUGAAUCUUAUAGUUUAUAACGAGAAUACACUAUCAUUAGUGCCACAAAGCAUGUUUAUCAUGUUGAAAGAAAUUCGUUUAAAAAGGAUUUAUACGACAGAGUUUUAAUACAUAUUUCCAGCGUCUCUGCAAUUUUUGAUUUUAGACGAAGGAUUCUGUUCAUCAGACUUGCUUUACGGUCUGCUAAUACACCUGUCAACGUUAGGCCAUUCCAUGCGCGUGUUUUUAAAUAAAUAUGUAGUACAUUAUCACGUGCCCUGUGGAAUAGAUUCAGAACCGCCCGUACUGCGAUUCGCAGAUUUGUCCAGUGUUAAAUUAGAGGUUAGGAAAGACUGCUCUGGAUGACAAUACACAUCACCAGUCUGAACAUGACUCAAAUAGAACAUGUUGACGCCUUGUUCCAGACACUGCCUCGUCUUACCUACUUGGAGCAGCUGAGGAUCUGUUUGCAUAACUAUCAUAUGAAUAUAAUUCUGCCGGGAUCUAUUAAGUACGUGUUUAUAAUUUUCAAAACAUUGCCUCCAUCUUCGUUGCGACAUUUCGUACAGAAUAUGCUUACUACAAAACAUAAUGUGCAUUGUAAACUGCUGUUCCGUGUUGAGGAGAAAGAAGACGAAUAUACGAAAACCAAAGCAGAAUACUGUGUCCAGGAAUCCUUGGAGGUGCAACUGUUGGUGGUGGUUGGGCUUCUCGUACACUUUCUGCUACAACUGAUGAUGCUGAUGACGAGUAUGAUAAACAUUUACUACGAAGAGAAGGAGAAUACGUUGAUACGAAACCGUGGGUUCACUAUUGUAAAAUUCGUCUGAAUAUUUCGUGCUUAGACAACUCUUUUAGUAUUCGUUAAACUCGUGUGCGUUUUAAACUAUAUAUCAUAUUAUCGCAUGUCCGCACCGAUUCCCGAAUUCCAAAGCUACUUAGAAAUCUCCAUACUUGAGAUUGUCGCCCAUGCAAAACAGGAAAAUAUUUUCGCUUUUUUUUCUUAAAAAAACACACACUGUACAUUCACUAACAACAAUUACGCCAUUUACAAACUACCACUGUACACGCCACUAAAUACAAUAAUACCAAUUUAAAACUUUUUUUUUCAAUUAAUGUACUGCCAUCAGAAAACGAUGUAUGAGAAUACAGUUAAUAUAUAAUUGUUAGGAUUAGAUAUUUGAUUGUUUGAAAGGUAUUUAUUUCCGAGCAAAAUUGCUAAUCGCCAUAUUUAAAGUUAAUAGAAUUACAACAGAGCGGUUUUAUACAAAGUAACGUGUUAUAGUGAAGAAACAUUUUACGUAUGAAUGUCGGAAAUAUAACCACUAUUUUGAUAAAGAUGUGCUUUAUCAUAAGUUAUUCUCCGACUAGACAAAUCAUUCUCACAUUCGAUUAAUAUGAAAGCAUAAAGCGAUUGUAUUUCUUACGAUUACCAUAUUUCAAUAUGGUUCAGCAUUGUGCGCUCUAGACUGUUUGCCCGCAAUACAAACUCCUUUAAGAAACACUGUUAUGCACUAAAUUCAAAUCUCUUUUUACAUCGUGGUUCAAACUAUAUUCGUCACCGCGGGUCAACUGGAAAUAAUAGUAUAUCAUGGCCUUUAUCACGGUUCAGUAAGGAAAUUACCGAACGUCCUAGUGGUUCUUGUGAUUUACAAAUUCAACUGUGCAAUCGGGAUAUACGAAAGUGCGACUUAGUCUGCAGCGCAAACUAGAGUCAUUAUCGCUGAGAUACCAAGUAUGCAACGCAAACCAUAGUCAUAAUCUACGAGUAACAGAGUCAGUCGCUUAAACUUAAGUCCUUACCUAUGAGUCAUCGAAUCAGCAACACAGACCAUAGUCUUAAUCUACAGAUUGCCAGAUCAGCAGCGCCAACAAUAGUAUUCUGUUGAGUAAACCAAAGUCAUCAUCGCCAUAUUACCGAUUCAGCGACGUAUCUCAUAGUCAUCAUCGCCAUGUUACCAAAUCAGCGGAUUAAUUCAUAGUCAUCAUCGCCAUAUUACCAAUUCAGCGUAGUAAUUCAUACAUGUAGUCAUCAUCGCAGAAUUACUAAUUCAGCGAAGUAAUUCUAUGUCGCCAACGCAGGGAUACCAAUAUAGCGAAAUAAUUUAUAGUCGUCAACACAGAGAUACCAAUUCAGCGGAGAAAAUCAUAUUCGUCAUCGCAGAGUUACCAAUUCAGCAGAGUAAGUCAUAAUCAUCAUCGCUAUUUUACCAAUUCACCGGAGUUAUUUCAUGGUCGUCAUCGCAAAGAUACUAAUUCAGCAGAAUGAUUUAUAGUCGUCAUCGCAAGAUACCAAUUCAGCGGAGUAAUUAGAAGUCGUCAUCGCAGAUUUAACAAUUCGGUGGAAUAAUUCAUAGUCUUCAUCACCAUGUUAUCUAUUAAGCGGAGUAAUUCAUAGUCGUUAUCGCAGAGAUACCAAUUCAGUGGAGUAAUUCAUAGUCAUCAUCAUCAUGUUAUCUAUUCAGCGGAGUAAUUCAUAGUCGUCAUCGUAGAGAUACCAAUUCAGCGGAGUAAUUCAUAGUCGUUAUCGCAGAGAUACCAAUUCAGUGGAGUAAUUCAUAGUCAUUAUCAUCAUGUUAUCUAUUCAGCGGAGUAAUUCAUAGUCGUCAUCGCAGAGAUACCAAUUCAGUGGAGUAAUUCAUAGUCGUUAUCGCAGAGAUACCAAUUCAGCGGAGUAAUUCAUAGUCGUCAUCGCAGAGAUACCAAUUCAGCGGAGUAAUUCAUAGUCGUCAUCGCAGAGUUACCAAUUCAGCGAAGUUAUUCAUAGUCGUCAUCGCCAAGUUACAAAUGCAGCAGCGAAAACCAUAGUCUCCGUCGCCAAGUUCCAAUUCAGCGGGGUAAACCAUGGUUAUCAUCGCCGCGAAACAAAUUCAUCGGGUUAAACCAUCGUCAUCAUCGCCUCGGAACCAAUUCCGCGCAGUAAACCAUAGUACUCGUAUACGAAUCACCAAUUCAGCAGCGCAAACUAUGGUCUUCAUCGCCGAUUAACCAAGUCAGCAGCAUAAACCAGCGAACGAUAUUUGAAGGGAGGUGCCCCGCCGUUGUCGCGUGGGAGCAAUCCAUAAGAAGUGUCCAGGAACCGUGAUUGGGGAUGUAAUAUUGCCACAGGGAUAACGUUCAUCCAUGUUUAACUGCACUUUCUAUCGCCCAAGCAUCUAUGGUCACCAUCGAUCAUCACUCAUCGAUGAAGAAGAAAAGCAGCUCUGCUAUCAAUGAUUUGCAGUGUUUCAAUUACUGGUAAUUCAAGCAUACAUGGUAUUACACUUUUUGAUUAAUGGAUUCAGGGACAAUACUUCCACGAGACGUUACAUAACUUAAAAAUAGCUUUUGUGCAAUUUGUGUAUGAUUGUGUCGUCAUUAAUGACGAGAAAUGCUACAUUUUAUUGCGUUGUUUUUUGUACGCCCGUUUUGAAAAACGGGACGUAUUAUAGUUUCACCCUUGGCGGGCGGGCGGCGGGCGGUGGGCGGGCGGCGGCAUCCACAGCAGUUUCCGCUCUCUAAUUCAAAUAGUUUUCAUCCGAUCUUCACCAAACUCGGUCAUAAGUUGUAUCUAGACAAUAUCUAGGUCAAGUUCGAAUAUGGGUCAAGCCGGGUCAAAAACUAGGUGACGGGUUCACUUAUUUGAUUUCAAGGAUUUAGCAUGGUGUCCGCUCUCUGAUUGAAGUAGUUUUCAUCCGAUCUUCACCAAAUUUGGUCAGAAGUUGUAUCUGGACAACAUCUAGGUCAAGUUCGAAUAUGGGUCACGCCGGGUCAAAAACUAGGUCACGGGGUCACUUAGUGCAUUGCAAGGAUUUAACAUUGUGUCCGCUCCCUAAUGAAGUAGUUUUCAUCCGAUCUUCACCAAAUUUGGUCAGAAGUUGUAUCUAGACAAUAGCUAGGUCAAGUUCGAAUAUGGGUCAUGUUUGAUCAAAAACUAGGUCACGGGGUCACUUUGUGCAUUUCAAGGAUUAAGUGUGGUGUCCGCUCUCUAAUUUAAGUAGUUUUCAUCCGAUUUUCACCAAAUUUGGUCAGAAGUUGUGUCUGAAUGAUAUGGAGGUCAAGUUCAAAUAUGGGUCAUGCCGGGUCAAAAACUAGGUCACUACGUCACUUAGUGCAUUUCAAGCAUUUAGCAUGGUGUCCAAAACCUUCAAACGGGCGAAUCUUGUGACAGUUUGGCACUCUUGAUUAAACUUGAUUGAUACAGUAACGGUUCAUGACAUUUGACCAUUACAAAGUAUAGAUUUACUAAGACCUUUCUAUUGAAGCAUAGUUGUACAUCUGUUACACUGAUAUUGUUUUGCAAUUUUGAUAGUGUCUUACGAAAGUAUGUAUAUCGGAUUCCUAAAUAUAAUUUGUAAAUAUGAAGGUGUGUAUAAUAAUAUAUUUUACGUUAAUGUUUAUUUAGAAUAACCAUGCAAAUAAUAUGUAGAUGGUCUGUAAAUGUACAUAGCAUGUACAUGUCUUAUUUGAAUUGUGUUUCAACAUGAAAUUAAUUGAUAUGUUCUGUAUGCAACUCAAUGAAAUUAAAUUGAUUUUGGAUUACACAUUUAUCAGCUGCCUCAACAUAAUAUUUAUAAGUAAGCACUCACAAAGUGGUUUAGAUGCAUUUUAAAAUAUAUUUUGUAUAUGUAUAUUUGCCGUUUUAAAAUGAUUUACAUGUGUAACGGCAACAUUUUUGUAUUUUUCGCGUUGCCGUGUCAAGCUAAAUUAUAACAUUGAACGUCAUGCAUUGAUGUUAGUGAAAAUUGCGUAGUGCUAAAUUAAACAUGUAAAUACAUUAUAAAGCUGUUCAUGAAAGGAAAAUGACUUUUUAUGCAUAAAUAUUUUGCUAUUACCUGAAUGUACAUGAUACGGUUAAUUCUUACUUUAUUCGUGUAGGUCGAUCAAUGCAGACAUGAGGGUGAUUUUGUUUUUACCUGUGUAUAUAUUACAUUGUUGUAAACAUUAACUUCUCACUUCAUUCUUGUAAGUCCAUCAAUUCCAAAACAAGGAUCAUUUUGCUAAUACAUGUGUACAUAUUAUCCAUUUUUCUAUUUGUAUUCUUGUAAGUCGAUCAAUUGCAAAGCAAUGAUGAUUGUGUUAUACCCUUUGUGUUAUACCCUUUAUACAUGUAUACAUAAUACAUGCAAUUUUACUUUUAAGUCUAUUAAUGUCAACAAACGAAUCGUUUUGUUAUUACAUGUAUAUACAUUUAACAUUUAAUUCUUACUUGAGUGUUGUAAGUAUAUUAAUGUUAUUAUAAGAAUCAUUUAAAUUGUCUUGGUUCUGAAUACUAAAAUACCCCGUGCUAGAAGUCAGUCAAUUUAGUUACAUUAUUUAUAUAUCAUAAUUUCUGAAAUGCCGUAAACCAAUACAUCACCGAGACGAAAAUGUACUUCAAGUACACGCAUUGUUAACGAGUUAUAGCGUUUAUCGUGAAAACUAUCAUAGCAUUUUAAGGUUAAUAUUGUUCCUUGUUUUAUUACUUAUAUAUUUGUACUUGUUUUAUAUACCUUGCAAUAUAAGAGUUGAUCAGUUACAACUCGACAACAUUGACCUUGCACUCGUGAACUGCACUAGUUCUACACGUGGAUUGAUCCUAUGUUCGCAUUAGGGUUUGUUCGUGUACGUUUUGCAUGAUCUUUGUGUACAAUAACUGUCUAUUUAGUGAGGUAAGUUUCAAUUGAGUCCAGAACAAACAUUACUAAAGAUAGAUAGAUUUGUUUCGGUAUCAUGGUGCAAACACAAUUAACAAACAUGUUGCAUUCAUAAAAUAAUACAUAAAAAUACAAACAUGAGUAUUAACCAUGUCACGCAACACAGUACCAAGGAUAUCACAAAUAAGAGAGCGAACACUUAUUUCCAUUGUGGUCCAUGUGGAUGGUGGCAUGACAUAGAGAGACAUAAAUUGUUGCUUAAUAAUAAAUCACAUAUUUAAAACUGAGCAUUAGUAAUAUUUGAAUUGGUGGACAUUAUUGUAGAAAUAUCACAGUUAGAAAUAAGCACAUACAACAUGAAGUUAAUAAAUGACUUAAGUAAUUAGAAUAUUUAUAGCAAAUAAAAAAUUAUCACAGAUAAUUACGACAUUAACAUUACAAACUGACUCGUGAAAUGUGAUAAAAAAAGCGGAUUUUAUUUUAAAAAAGUACACAUGAUACCGAUUACUUAGUAAAAGAAUAUUAUAAAAUCUGACGUAAGAGGUGGUUUUUGACGGCAACCUUGAACCUAUGGGACUCAGAUAUACUAGUAAUAGAAGGAGGUAACCCAUUCAAUAGUUAUGUAACGAUACUUAAGGGUUAAUAUGUGCAAGUUAUACGAAAUGAGACUCUUACAUGACACACGUAUAGCUUGUGUUAACCGCAAAAACAUAAUAACUGUAUUAUAAAUCUACAAUUAAGAAGAUUUGCACGGAAUGACGAAGUUCGCGAUUUAUUUGGUUGUUAUGUUGUUAGUACAUCAUAGAAUCGAGUUUAUUUUGUUUUAUCAAUGUUUGUAUAUACAUAUUUACCUUUCAACAUUGCUUCAGAAAAUGAUGGUAAACAUUUUCCAGUAUUCCAGUUUCAAUAUAUCUAAAGAAAGUGUAUGUGAAGUUUCGAUUAGAUGUUCAUAUAUAUCAGAAGUGUUUGUGUAAUAAAUCAUUCAUUGUUUAAAACACGUUUAUAAUUUAUUGAAUGUGGAAUUAUUAAACGAAAAAUUACGAGCUGCUUUAUUUACUAUUUGAAACAGUAUUAUGCUACAAAAAUGAAUAUGGAGCAUAUCAAUAUUUUGUAUAUUACGAAAAUAAUAUAUGUUCAUGUACUUUUCUUGGAAUAAUAUUAAAUAUAUUUUAAUAAACCCUAAGAUAACUAAAUCAGAAAUAGGUAUAUUUAGGUUUUAACUUGUAAAUGAGUACAAACGUCCAUUAAAAAUUUCAAAUUAUGAAAUAAUAAUCGGAAUUUAAACAGUAGUACGUUCGUUGGCUAUAGUACAUUCACGACACUCCGCUUGUUGUAUUAAGGAAAGAACGAUAUGAAGUGUGAGUUGUUCUGGAAAAAUAUGGAAGGUGCUUACUAUUUUGAAUAUAAUACUAAAGCCUUCUCGUGAAAUUAAACAGUCAAAUGCACGUGCUAAAGUUCUCCCAUUCAAAUCGUAAAAAACGUUUGUAAUGUUUCUUUACAACGUUAUGUAACAAAAGCAUAACAUAAUUUGAUUAAUUAUAAAUAAUAUUCAACAGUUAUGCUACAGUUAUUGAACAUACUUUUAAUUAAGAUUUUGAACAUGUUACAAUCAUAAAAGAUACAAGAAACGUGUAAUUCUGCAUACUAAUAGUUCACAUACAAAUUAACAGUUUAUAUUUUUUCGUCUCAAAUCUGGUAAAUUUGUUCUUUUUAUGAGCAUUGUUUACGAUUUAAAUGGGAGCCUUUGCACGAUUAAUCUUUUAAAAGAUGUCUACUUUUUUGUCCAUAAAACGACAUUUAUGUUGAUGAGUUUUGUUAGCCUCUAAUGGAAUUUUAUGUUGAACUUUCUUAUAUUUAAAACAUACAUGCGUUGUAAAUGUUAUGUUUAAAUAUUACCUUAUUAUAUAAGAAUUAAUUUUGAAACAUGGAUGUGAAAUGUUGCCAUGAUUGCUAUGUUUAUGUUGCUAUUUAAGCGAUUAAAAUGUGUAUCUUUUUUUAAACAUCACCAUGUAUGUCCUUUCAUAUAUAUGAACUAGUCCGUCUAUACAGGUCCUCUCCUUUAUUAAUUUUUGAUAAUUUCAAAAAAAUGGUAGUGUGGCCAGAAGUGAUGGAUUGUCUUUACAUGGACUGCAAAACAAAAUACUUAGUGUAACAAUAUGGUGAUUAUUGUUUUUAACUCACUUGAGCACCAAGUGUCGAAUGUUAGCUUUUGUGACAUCUAUUGUCCGGCGUAUAGUGCGAAUCAUCAACGUUUAUGUCCUUAUCACUGUCGAGUUUAACAUUUGUCAUCGAACAUCCAUAAAACUAAGUCAUAUUUUGACAAGAUGGUCGAUUUUUAAUUAAUAUACGUUAAAACAUAGCUUUCUUGUUAAAUUAGCUCUGUUGAGCACGGCGAUGAAACUAAAGUUUAUAUUGACAAUGUCUACGCCAAGUUACAAUCUCUUGUUCGCCCAAAAAUAUGUAUCGCCAGGUAAAAUUUAUAACAUGUCCUUAGUAUAACUCUAAAUUACCACAUGUGAACUCAAUUUGAAUUAAACCUUUAUAGAAUGUUUAUUAAGACCAUAUCUAGACCGAGUUUUAUUCUUGAGUUAGCGUAUACAAAAUGUCAUCCGGUCAAGUCAUAGUAAAACCUUAUUACCACUCUAAACAAUGUCAGGCCAAUGUCAAAGUUUGGUCAGAUGCGUCCAACAACUAGGUAACCAGGUAAUAUUGUAGAAUCUUCUUGAUACCACUCUAGGCCCACAUUUAUGACUCAGUCUUGAUGAAUCUUGGUGAAAACAUUUAUUUUGACAAUAUAAUGGCCACUUUGAUAUUAUGGUCAAGGAUUUCUAAAACUACAUCAAGUCCUAAGGUAAUGGGUGUCCAUGAACGUAGGUGAACGCUUAUGUAUUUGCUUUCCUGAGAACGACGGUUAGCUUGUGUGAUCUUGUGCCAUGUGGUUUGCAUGAUAAAACGUUUACACUGCUACCACUGAAGAGGAAAAACAAGGCCGAGUUUGAAUAUGGCUCAUGUGCGCCUAAAAUCCUAGGUAUUUUCUUAGAAAAAAACUUAUUAACACGCUAAAAGCUGCAUGCGUGACUCAAUCUUGAUUAAUUAGUUUAUCAUGUUUAUUUGGAAUAUAUUUUAACCGAGUCGCAUCGUCAUGUGCGCACUAAAAUAAUGAAAUGAUCUUGAUGAUACUGAAUCAGAAUGUUUGACAUUAUCCGGAUCACGUGCAUUAAAAACGAGGUCACUAAGUCAUAUCUAAAAAAUAAGGAUUGUUUACACUCUAGAAAUAUAUUAAGCUAAUGUAACGUGUCAGACAUGUAAUUUAAAUUGAAUAAAUGAGUGACGCAGUUACUCGCCGUUGACUUGCUCUUUUAGUUAUGAUAGUUUCAUGCCAAAUCACUUGUUGGUAUCAGUUUGUGUUGUUAUUUUCGAUGAACGGUGAGUUUACUACCCCAUUUUGAAGAAAGCAGCGUAGAGCAGCCAAACUGAACGUUUUUAAUUCGUGCAUGUGUACGUCUGUGCGAAAUUGCAUGUCACCGCCAUGACAUUGCCAUAUAUUGAUAGGGUUUUCAAUAACUUUCCACACUUGUAUACUUUCAAAAGACGACGUGUCGUGAGCAGCUACCUCAAAGGUCUCCCGUUUUGGUUGAUGAUCUACUUUGGCAAUAAAACAGCUUAAAAAAUUGUUUAGUCAUCACGUCGACACAGGGAACUAAAAAUAACACAAAAGUGAACUAUUUAACGAUGACGUGACGCUUGUAAAAACCAUUUCCCUACCUUAAAGGUCAACUUCAUACGUAUAGGUAAGAAUUCAAACUUUUGCAAUAAAACAGAUUGAAAAUGCCUGUUUCCGUCAUAACUUUGCUUUAUACGGGUGUAUUUUAAACACGGAUGCGAUCCAUUAUAUGGUUACAAUUAUAUUUUAAAACGUGUCCACCUACAUAAAACGUGAAGGGAACACUUAAGAAUUUAAUGAUCGAAUUUGGUCAUUAAAAAGCUUGUUCUUUCUGUAUCUUUGGCAUUCAUCAUGCUUUUAAGAUAGCUUCUAACAAAUGAUAACCAUGAGGAGAUGAUAGGAAUUUUGUGGGAAAAAGCCGUAUCAUGAUCUCAAAGGUCAAGGUCACACGAAUAGGAUAAAAUCCAAAUUUUGCCAUAAGUAGCGUGUUUUUUUUUUAACUAAGCGGGCAUUUAAAACAAAAGUUGAAUGUAGGGAUAGCCUUACCCUGUAGACACAUAUCGUGUUCAUUUAUGUAUUUCCGUUUAUUUUUCAUAAGUUCCUACCUUCUGUCAGGUGAAGUCUAAAAUAAUUGAUGUCCAUGAACUCAUGUUAGCGUUUAAGUGCCUCUUGUAUUCAUCGAUGGAUAACGCUUAUUUGAUAAUGAUGCAAGGCUUUGCCAAGUUAUACCUUAAGUUAAAUCUUGAAUAUGCACCCAUGAUGAUGUUGAAAGGGAUGGAUGAGAGGUCAACUGACGUUUGAGAGUUGCAUCCUUUUUCAUGAAUUUAAUAAUUUAAUAAACGAAUAAUCAUCAUACUGUUA